Molecule: messenger RNA, 1653 nt
Organism: Bipolaris victoriae FI3
Lineage: Eukaryota; Fungi; Ascomycota; Dothideomycetes; Pleosporales; Pleosporaceae
Exons: 3
Coding region: 1-1653 (550 amino acids)
Biological process (GO): mitochondrion organization; lipid homeostasis
Cellular component (GO): mitochondrial inner membrane
Source: RefSeq, a predicted model, not a curated record
AUGAAUGCUGCUGGCAAAGCUGCGGGGAGGAGUGCAAAGAGCAGCAAGAGACGGAGACAACUGGUCUUGCUGGGAGGCGGACUCGUCAUCGGCGCAACAGCAGUCACAUUCAACGAAGAUGCCAGACACGUCUACAUAGCUGCACAGAGGAGUUACCGUGUGGUUUCGACACUGGUACUGAACAUCAGAGACUAUCGCCAUGUGCUCAAGCGCGACGACGAGCCGGAUUACAAUGAGCAACUCAAGGCGUGCCACCUUCGAUGCGCCAAACGCACGCUUCGCACGCUCGAGAAGAACGGGUCGAUAUUUGUCAAGUUGGGUCAACAUCUCAGCAGCAUGAACUACCUCCUCCCCAACGAAUGGUGUGAUACAUUUAUCCCAUUACAAGACAAGUGCCCGGUCUCGUCGUUCGAAUCGAUACAGGAAAUGUGCCGGCAAGAUACUGGUCUAGAGAUAUUUGAUUUCUUCUCCGAGUUCGAGGAGCAGCCCAUUGGCGCCGCGUCACUGGCUCAGGUACAUCGGGCGACGGUGCGCGAAACGGGGCAAAAAGUCGCAGUCAAAGUGCAGCAUCCUGCAUUGGACGAAUGGGCCAGGCUCGAUUUGGCGCUGACGAGCUUCUCCUUUGCCACGCUCAAGCGCUGGUUCCCCGAGUACGAUCUCACAUGGCUAUCCGACGAAAUGGAGCAAUCUCUCCCCAAAGAGCUGGAUUUCACCCUCGAGGGCAAGAACGCCAUGCGAGCACGCGAGUACUUUUCCCAUGUCCGGGACGUACCGGUUGUCAUACCCGAGGUGCUCUGGGCAAAGCGACGGCUGCUGGUCAUGGAAUACGUAUCUGGAUUCCGGACCGACGAUCUCAAGAGCCUGGAUGAGCAUGGCAUUGAUAGGGAUGAGGUAUCUGCGGCACUGGCACGUAUAUUCAACGAGAUGAUUUUCGGCAAGGACGCACCGCUGCAUUGCGAUCCCCACGGUGGAAACAUUGCUAUUCGGCACAAUCCCGCGCGAGGCGGCAAGAACAAUUUCGAUGUUAUUCUCUACGAUCACGGACUGUAUCGCGAUAUCCCCAUGCCCAUACGACGCAGCUAUGCAAAGCUCUGGCUUGCUGUGCUAGAUGCGGAUGAAGCGGGCAUGCGCAAGUAUGCAUAUGAAGUUGCGGGUAUCAAGGAUGAACACUUUCCGCUUUUUGCAUCGGCCAUUACGGGCAGGGAUUACACGGUGUUGGCUAAGAAGGAGAAUGGAGGUGGGGGUGUCAUGACAUCGAGGACAAGCGAGGAGAAGAAGGUGAUUGGAGAUGCGCUGGGAGAAGGGCUGAUUGAGAAUCUGAUUGAGCUGCUGGGUCAAGUACCGAGAGUCAUUUUGCUGAUUCUCAAGACGAACGAUUUGACACGCUCGCUUGACGAGGGCCUGCACACGCGCCAGGGACCGGUGCGCACGUUUCUUAUUCUUGCGCGGUACGCAUCUCGUACGGUGUAUGAGGAGUGCUUGGACAAGCUCGGGGGAUCUAUACUGUGGCCCAGCAACUUUUUGUACUGGCUAGCGGCAUGGACGAGGUACAUGAGGGUGGAGAUGCAGCUGAGUGGAUACGAGACGUAUCUCAAGUUCCGGGCGUUGCUGGGCAUGAGGAAGAUGGAGAUUGGGGAUAGUUUCAGGGAGUAG